UAAACCCAUUAUGAAACUUUUGAUUUUUGCUUUGUUGGCAUUUUCUCACUGUUUCGCUCUGAAAGAAGCUCCCGCUGGAUAUCAUUGGAUUCCAACGAUCGACGGAAAAUUUUAUUUAGUUCAUGAAAAUGAAAUUAAUCAAAUUGAAACGGAGCCUUUGAAGUACGAUCCUUACAAAGACGUUGGCUUCCGUUUAUAUACGAACAAAAAUGGACGCGAACCAGAAUUAAUUGAAAUUGACAACGCAGAUUCCUUGAAGUCAUCAUCGUUCGAUAGUUCUUUGGAAAGCCGUCUUUUUGUUCAUGGUUGGGGUGAUGACGGCAUCGAUGGAGGCGCCAUGCAUCUUGUAAAAGACGCGUAUUUAGACAAUGGCGAUGUCAACUUUUUCGCUGUCGAUUGGUCCAAAGGCUAUACCGUGAACUACAUCGCGGCAAGAAAUCGCGCAAACGGAACGGGAAUUGUCAUGGGAAAAUUCAUCGAGUUUUUGGUGCGUGAAGGAGGUGCGAGUUUGGACAGUUUUCGCAUUAUUGGAUUCAGUUUGGGCGGACAAAUCGUUGGAUAUACCGGAAAAUACUUGAAAGGACAGUUAACAGCGAUUUACGGAGUUGAUCCUGCUGGUCCGUUAUUCUUCCAGAACUCAACAGAUCGUUUGACACCCGAAGACGCGAAAUACGUGGAAGUCAUUCACACUUGUGGCGGUCGAUUGGGAACGGAUUUCCCCUUGGGACAUGUGGAUUUUUAUCCAAACAACGGUCGAUCACAGCCUGGCUGCUUGAAAAUUGAUGUUACAGGAACUUGUUCCCAUUCACGGUCUUUAUAUUACUUUGCGGAGUCGAUGUAUGCCGAAAAUGACGGAUUUAUUGGAGUUCAUUGCAAUUCACGAGCUGAAAUCACGGAUGAGGGAUGUUCUCAUGUCGAUGAAAGACGAAGAAUGCUCGGAGGAAACCCACCAAAAAUUGUUCCAGUCACCGAACGACAAGUUUACUGGCUGCGAACAAACAAAAAAUCGCCAUUCUCGAUGGGCGAAAAGGGAACCGAGUAA
Molecule: messenger RNA, 1042 nt
Organism: Culicoides brevitarsis
Lineage: Eukaryota; Metazoa; Arthropoda; Insecta; Diptera; Ceratopogonidae
Product: pancreatic lipase-related protein 2-like
Exons: 1
Coding region: 11-1042 (343 amino acids)
Biological process (GO): lipid catabolic process
Molecular function (GO): lipase activity
Source: RefSeq, a predicted model, not a curated record